GGUGGUGGAGAAGAUGUCCGCCUCGGUGGGGCCCCAGGGCGGCCCUCGCCCACCCACCGUGCCGCCAUCCAUGCCGGAUCUGCCGGACCUGAGCCACCUCACCGAGGAGGAGAGGAAGAUCAUCAUGGCUGUGAUGGCAAGGCAGAAGGAGGAAGAGGAGAAGGAACAAGCCAUGUUAAAAACACUGCAUCAGCAGUUCGAGAGCUACAAACAGGAAGUGCGUCGCAUUGGGGCGGAGACACGGCGUCAGCAAACCCAGCAGAAGGACGACGCGCCCACCUGCGGGAUCUGCCGCAAGACCAAGUUUGCCAACGGCUGUGGCCACCUUUGCUCCUACUGCCAGACUAAAUUCUGUGCUCGUUGUGGAGGACGGGUCUCCCUAAGAUCCAACAAUGAGGACAAAGUGUGUCUCAUAGUGAAGGACAGGGUAAUGUGGGUAUGCAACCUGUGCCGUAAGCAACAGGAGAUUCUCACCAAAUCAGGAGAAUGGUUUUCGGGUUCAGGGGUGCGGCCUGGGAGCCUGGGCAGCUCCUUGAACGACCCGGUCGCGGGAGGUGAGGCCCAGCGGGACAGGAAGCUACUCCGCUCCAGGUCACAAGCCCCGCCCACCAGCACCAACACGACUGGAGCCAGUCCAGACGGGAUACCGCCGACUGCCAAGGGCGCUGACACCAUGCUCGGGUCUCGCUCCCAAAGCGAACCACCCAGGGAAAAGAAAAGGCCAGUAUCCCUUCAUGAACAAAAUGGUAAAGGAGGUUUGGGACGUGGUAGUGGCCGGAGACCUGGUGGGAAGCUGCCAUCUCAGUCGUCUUUGGAUGAUCGGGUCAGCCCUGGAGACCGAGAGAGACGCUCAGGAGAAGGACGGAGACUGGAGAAGAUACACUCUGAAGACUACGAGGACAGGAGACAGGAUCUGGGUCAUUUAGAAGGUCACCGGAGGUGUCCAGAGGAUGAGGAUCAGAGGGAGCGCCAGCGCCGUGAGGAGGAAUUCCAGAAUCGUUACCGUAGUGACCCCAACUUGGCACGAUACCCGGUGAAGCCACAGAAGGAGGAACAGGAAAUGCGCAUGCACGCUAAGGUGUCCAAGGUACGCCACGAACGAAGACACAGUGAUCUGGCGAUUAAUGAGGUUGGACUAGGGCCGAAUGAAGGAGGCGGAGCAGGGGAGUUACCUGAAAACCGUUUGAGAAGGGGUGGAGGUGGGAACGUAGACCGCAAGGUUCCUCUAGAGAACCACAGAGCGUACUCUGUGGAUAGGACCGUGGGAAGUGGAGGGGGUCCUCCACCUUCUGGGGUUGUGCGAUCAGGGCCUCAGCUUGGGGGACAGGGCCCUUCAGAUUAUGGCCAGAACAAGGGCCGCCUAGAGCCUGGUACCGCACGGACACCAAGGGACAAGGGUGGGGAGAACCUGCUGAGGAAGGACUCUCAGAGCUCUGACCAGUCGGAGUCUUUGCGCCCCCCUCCUCCACGGUCAUACAAGAGCAAACGCGGAGUCAACAAGAGGCAGAUGUCCAUCAGCAGCUCAGAGGAAGAGGGCGGCUCCACGCCCGAAUACACCAGCUGUGAGGACGUGGACAUGGAAAGUGUCAGCGAGAAAGGUGACUGGGACUGUCAUCCUCUAGAUCCUACAGUGUGGCAUCAUCCAGUUACAUGGCAGCCGUCCAAAGAAGGGGAUCACCUGAUUGGACGCAUCACGCUAAGCAAGAGGUCAGCGCUGCCUCGGGAGGCUGGUUCCCUCCUCGGACUAAAAGUUGUUGGAGGGAAAAUGACAGAAACAGGGAGACUCGGGGCCUUCAUCACCAAAGUCAAGAAAGGAAGCCUAGCAGAUGUUGUGGGGCACCUACGAGCAGGUGACGAGGUACUCCAGUGGAACGGGAAGUCAUUGCCUGGAGCCACCAAGAAAGAAGUUUACAACAUUAUCCUGGAGUCCAAGGCUGAGCCGCAAGUUGAAAUAGUUGUGUCAAGACCUAUAGGCUCUAUCCAUCGAAUUAUAUCCAAAAACUUCUUGAGAAAAGUGUAUAGAGCAUAUCAAGACACCCCAAGAAUCCCAGAGUCAUCUCACCCUCCAUUAGAAUCUACUGGUUCAAGUUCUUUUGAGUCACAGAAGAUGGACCGUCCCUCUAUAUCAGUGAUGUCCCCUACCAGCCCUGGAACCCUCCGAGAACUUCCUUUAGUGCUUCCUGGGCAACUGUCUGUCAAACUGUGGUAUGACAAAGUGGGCCAUCAGUUGAUCGUCAACGUCCUUCAAGCCAUAGACCUACCACCUCGACCAGACGGACGACCUCGGAACCCCUAUGUCAAGAUGUACUUCCUUCCUGAUAGAAGUGAUAAAAGUAAACGGCGGACAAAGACAGUAAAGAAGAGUGCUGAGCCCAAGUGGAACCAGACAUUUAUAUAUUCCCACGUUCACCGACGGGACUUCCGAGAGCGAAUGCUAGAGAUCACAGUGUGGGACCAACCCAGAGUUCAGGAGGAGGAGAGUGAAUUCCUGGGCGAGAUCUUGAUCGAGCUGGAGACGGCCCUGCUGGACGACAUUCCUCACUGGUAUAAACUCCAGACGCAUGAUGUGUCGUCUAUACCUCUGCCGCAGCCCUCCCCCUACCUCCCCCGCAGACACGUCCACGGAGACACCCCCAGCAAGAAACUACAGAGGUCUCAUCGCAUCAUUGAUACAGAGUUUGAUGAUGGUUUGAUAGUAGGGGAUAAAGGUGCAGAACGUAACUCGAGGGAGAGAGAGCGGGGCAGCACGUUAGCGGUGCCCGAGCAGCAGCGGCCCGUACAGCAUCGCUCGCGGUCAGUGUCGCCUCAUAGGGAGGACUCCUGCAGGGCGCGGUCACGACCAGCGUACGUCCCCAUGCAAAGGAGUCUGGAUGAGAUCCAUCAGAACCGCCACCACUCCCACUCCCCCUCCCGCUAUUAUGACUCCCAUUUGGAGCACCAGCGCUCUGGAGACUCAGACUAUGAGUACUCUGAGGACAGUGAGGUCCUGGAGAUGCACAGGUCUAUCCGGGGCGGGAGUGCUGAGUGCCUGCACACAAACAGGGGUUUAGGUAGAUACAGCAACACACUCCCCCCCAAAAUGCCCCUCUUAGUAAAUGGUAUCCAUAAAGACAUUUACAGCUCCACCCUCCCUGCAUGCCUAAAGAGCAAGCUGCUGCAAAGGCAGGAAGGGGGCAGCACCACCAUGCCACGUAGCAUCCUUACACACCGUGUGCUCAGGUUCACAGAUGAGGUCACAGUUAGCGACCUGCAGCCGUCGCUGGACAGAGUGAGGAGUGCCAGCACCACAUGUCUCAGACCAGACACCAACUUUCACUCAGCUGACAGAGACAGGUGCUCCAACUCUUUGCCCCGCAAGACUCCCCCAAGCCCCAGGAUCUUAGUAGAACAUGUGGCCCCUGAAGAAGACAGGCAGUGUAACAAUUCAUCAAGUCCAAACUGUCAAAGGGGCAGCAAAAAAAGCCUGGAAGGCGACAGUCGUAUCCAGCCCACAUCUAUCCUGAGGGGCAGUAGGGGCCGAGGGGGCCCACUGAGGCCCUUUGGCCAGACGGUCCUGGCUGGGUCCUGCCCUAACUCGCCAUGGCCAGACAGAGCACACCCCCAUGGCAGCCCGUCCCCUCCCACAGGGACCCCCACAUCAGGUCGCAGGGGCCGCCAGUUGCCGCAGCUUCCUGCAAAGAGCAGCAGCAUUGAGCAAGCCCUCGCAGUGGAGGAGCGAGCCCGACGGCUGCCGAUGAAAGUACAUUCCGACAGGCCUUCAGCCUCCCACGACCCUGAGACGGACCUCAAGACCAAACGGGAGAUGUAUGCAGAACAGAGGCGUAGCAGUGACAAUAUGUCCGCCAGAUCAUCAGACAGUGACAUGAGCGACGUGUCGGCCCUCUCCCGUGCCAGCAGUGCCUCCCGACUUAGUAGCACCAGCUACAUGUCGAUCCAAUCAGAACGACCGGGGGGACGACUCAGAUCCAAGUCAUUAGAGGAGGAGAAGAAGGACAGGAGGAUCUCAUGGGGGGUGGAUGGAGAGGAGGAGAGGAGGAGGGCAACAGGAAAGAGACGUUUCUCAGAGGAGUUAAAGCGCAGGAGACACACUGUAGCUGGAGACACCAGCGAGUCCAGUCGGAUGCGAGCGUCGGCAGGUCGCAGCAUGAUGAAGAGCUCCAGCGUGAGCGGAGAGAUCUACAGCCAGGAGCGCACCGACGGCAGCCAAUCAGACACGGCGCUGGGCACAGUGGGCGGCGGCAGCAAGAAGAGACGCUCCAGCUUCAGCGCACGGGUGGUGGCCAUUGUAGGCAACCGACGCAGCCGCAGCACCUCACAGAUCAGCGGGCCAGAGGGGAAGACUAAGAAGGAGAAGGGUGCCCCCAUCCAGAGGAGCACAGAGACUGGCAUGGCAGUGGAGCUGCCCAGGAACAUGAGCCGCCAGCCCAGCAGGGAGUCCAACAACGGCAGCAUGAACAGCUACAACUCGGAGGGGAAUUUGAUCUUCUCUGGGGUAAAUCUGGGGGCCAGUAGUCAGUUCAGCGACUUCCUCGAUGGUCUGGGACCAGCUCAGUUGGUCGGCAGGCAAACACUGGCAACACCUGCCAUUGGUGACAUCCAGAUUGGUAUGAUGGAGAAGAAGGGUCAGCUGGAGGUGGAGGUGAUCAGAGCCCGAGGACUCGUACAAAAGCCAGGAUCCAAGUCCCUCCCUGCUCCAUAUGUCAAGGUCUAUCUGCUGAAUAAUGGAGCGUACGUAGCCAAAAAGAAAACUAAGAUUGCACGGAAAACACUUGACCCGCUGUACCAGCAAGCUCUGCUAUUUGAAGAAAGCCCCCAGGGUAAAGUGUUACAGGUGAUUGUAUGGGGAGACUAUGGCCGAAUGGACCAUAAAAGCUUCAUGGGAGUUGCACAAAUCCUUUUGGAGGAACUGGACUUAUCAAGCACAGUAAUUGGCUGGUACAAGUUGUUCCCACCAUCCUCCCUAGUGGAUCCAACACUUGCCUCCCUAACGCGGCGAGCUUCCCAGUCAUCCCUCGACAGCUCGUCUGGACCUCCGGGGGUCCGAGCCUAGUGGACCAACAAGCUCUACACACAACCACCACCACCACCACCACCACCGCUCGGCGUGUAACAAACUCAUAGAAAUAUACAGAACAACAAUCAAAAACAGUCACAACGAGAAAGCUUUGUUGAGAUCUGACAAUCACUCCUGUUGCGGUUAAUUUUGUUUGCUCUGUUUCAUGUCUAUUCAAAGAAAAGAAUUAAUGUCAUAGUAUUUCUCUCUGUGUGCUGAGGAAGCAGGGGUGUGGCCCAGCUGUAGCUCGAAGUAGAAAAAUGACAAGUGUCGGAGUUUAAAUGAAGCAGGGUGGUCUUAUCUGAAUCAACAAAUGCAAAGAAAUGUAUGUAAGCAUCAGAAUGUAUAGACACGAGACAGAAGAAAUCACCGUCCACAGCUGCACAGGUGGCGCUGUCGUCUCUGCAGUGGCCUCCUCCAGAUCCCCAAGACUGCCAGCACUCCUGCCACCACCCCCCACCCCCCCUCUGUCCAACCAAAGGGCAGGGUGCUUCCAUGUGGGUAUUCAGUCUGGAAGCACAGGGCCUUCUUCUGGUGCCUAGACCUCGGAGCCGCAUCACUGUUCCCUCUGUCUCUGUUGAAUGAUGCCCUUUUUGAUAUGUUUACCACGGCUGCUCAGAAGCCUCACUGUUGGAACGUGUUUGCUUUGAUGUUAAUUUCUUUCCCUUUUGUUUCUUACUCGCACAAGAUGUUUUUACAGUGUGUAAAAAUGCUCAUAAUAUGUUGUCAGUCUGAUGUGUGCAUGGAAAGAAAAAAGAAAACAAAACACAAGCUAUAAAAAUAAAACUGUUUAGUGUCUGCAAGUGUUAUGCAGGGGGAAGUGUGUGCGUGUGUGGGGAGGGGGGUGGGGGGCAGGUGAUGAUGACACCACUUAGAUUUUUACACUUGACAGUGCAAUUAUUGUGCAGCGUUGUUUUCCUUGUUCCACGGCUGGCAAGCAUCCAGGCCAGUCAUCUUUGUAUAGAUGUAUAUUAGAACCUCCCAGGAGGUUGACCAAUAAAUAAAAUUUAUGUCACUUUGAAAUGUCACAAGGGUACAAAGUCACUGUAAAGAAAUCUAAAAAAAAAAAAAAUGUAAUGUUUGUUCAAUGUUUGUUGCAAGAGCAAGAUGGGACCGUAUGAUUUUUACGUUCUCUCACCCAAGCACGUUUAAAGUUUUUAUCUGACUUUUAACUUUAUUUUGAAUUUUUAACACAAGCACAACAGCUUGUUUUGUUUUGUUUUUUUUUUUUUCACAACAAAAAGUUUAACUUUUUGAAUAAAAAAGAAACAGGUAGUUUAAAAAAAAACACACACACACAAGUAACAAAAAAAAAAAAAAAAAAGCAAUGAUCCCGUCACUGGUUUCUUUCGUCUUGUUAGACAGAAAACAAACAGAAAAAGACAAAGAAUUGUUCACAGUUUCCCUUGUGCAUCUCCGUGAAUGUGAAAAUAACCAAUCAGACUGAUCUGUCGUAACACCAACAACCAAUGAACCAAUGCUCAUCCUCAGUUUGAGCUCAAUCCGGAAAACAGGCGGGGGUGUCGGGCUCCCCAGCAUGACUUUGGAACCAGUUCCAAGCUGCAUGCACAUUUUUGUAAACCGAAACAGAUACAGAAAAAAAAGAUACUGAACUAGAUAACGUGUGUUAGUUCCACAUACUGUAGGGCCGCUUGUAUGUUGCAUGCAGUUGUACAGUUUGCUCGUACUUGAAUAUUAAAGAGAUAAAACCAAGAAACCGAAGCCAUUCACAUUACACAGAGACAUUUGAGCUCGACUGCAGUCUCCUUCAUGUCCCUCAGUCUGGUGCUGAUUGUGUCAGACCCUCCCCACGAUUACGUUGAUGUCUUUUCCUCGACCCUCUGGAAGAUGUACUGUACUGUACAGUGGGACUGAGCAGACCUGACAACCCCUCUUACUGUUACUCAACAUUAUAGUAUACCUCCAAGGGGCUGAGACGACGACGAUGAUGAUGAUGUAUGAAUAAAUAUGUACAAAUCAGAUCCACUUAUAUGGAAAUAUGAAUUAUGUUUCAACAUAAUGAUUUCAAAUAUGCUAACACAUGAACUGUUUAGUUAUAUAGAGAAUAAAUACAGAUGCACACAGAGUCAUACACUGUAAAUAUUUGGUAGCCAUUCACUGGGUUUUCAUUGGGUUUGGUGGUAUUUGCAGAGGGGCCAAUAAUGUCCUAUAAGGAGGAGCGAGAAAUUGUCACUAGGGACCAUUUAACGAGAUAAUGCAGCGACAGGUGAAGCACCGCUCUGCAAGGCAAAGUCUCAACACUUAGAAUUCUUUUUUGUGCUUCAAAAAUCAAACCAUUUUAUCCCCAGCCAUGUCCAGUCCCUCUGUUCUUUCACUACCCAGUGAAGUUUUUAAUUUGUUUUCUUUCUUUUUGUAAAUUUUUUUCUUUUUGAGUUUGUCAGUAUUAACUGGAAAAAAAUGCUGAUUGUUUACAACUUCUGUGUUCCACUGAAACAAAGAGAAAAUUAGAAAAUAGUCAAGCAUUCACUGCAACAUUUCUUGUUUAUAUAUCAGAUGUGGCUCAAAUGAUGUGUAUGUUUUAUAUUAAAAAAAAAAAGUUCAUUUUUAUUAUUUACAAAUAAAAAGAAUGUGUGGAAGAAAAA
Molecule: messenger RNA, 7656 nt
Organism: Sphaeramia orbicularis (orbiculate cardinalfish)
Lineage: Eukaryota; Metazoa; Chordata; Actinopteri; Kurtiformes; Apogonidae
Gene: rims1b
Product: regulating synaptic membrane exocytosis 1b
Exons: 36
Coding region: 14-5050 (1678 amino acids)
Biological process (GO): calcium ion-regulated exocytosis of neurotransmitter; positive regulation of synaptic transmission; regulation of membrane potential
Cellular component (GO): cytoskeleton of presynaptic active zone; presynaptic membrane
Molecular function (GO): small GTPase binding; transmembrane transporter binding
Source: RefSeq, a predicted model, not a curated record